GCGCUGGUARGUAGUAGAUCGYAGAGUGGGAGAGAGACUGGCGGAGGCCAGUGUUACUUACCUGUGGCGCCAUCGCUCCAGCUCCAUCUUCGUGGUACCUGCAUCAAGGCGCCAACUUCACAGGAAAAUGUCUGACCACGGGGCUCAGCAGCAGCCACAGGUGGAAGUUGUGAUGAAGGUGGAAGGUCAACAGCCCUCCAGCUCCACUCCUCCUCCUCCACCUCUGACUGCUACUCAGCAGGAAAAGAUGGAGCUGCAAGAACAACUACGGCGUCAACAGGAACGCCUUGCAGAAUUGGAACGGCAGGAGGCAGCUGAGCUAGAGGCUGCAACAGAUCAUUCCAGAAGGGAAUAUCUGUUACAGCAGCUAGACAAGGCACUCAUAGACGACCGCUGUGCCCAGGUGAUCAAACACCUCGCAGAGAUGGUCAUCCUGGAGCGCAAGAUCACUAAUUCCCAGUUCACGAACUGGGACGACCGUUUUGAGCGUUUGGAGCGUCGGGUUGACGACCUGGCAGCCCAACAGUCAAAGAUUAUGGAUGCAAUUCAGAACUUGACUGCUCAGCUGUCAGCCGGCAAGCUGAUUGCCCCUCAGCUCCCUCUGUUGAAACCCAAACCUUUGCCUCCUUCAUCUCGUCCUUCCACUCCCCCUGGUUCAGCACAUUCUUCCCAGUCACCAUCUCAUUCCCAAAAGGCCUCAGGAAAGGCCACUUACGCUGUUGUUGCUGCAGGAGACCAAAGAGGUCCCAAGAUCCCUGCUCCCAACAAGUUCAGGGGCGAUGACCCCAAGACUGAUGUUGGGGACUGGGCUGCUGGGACCAAAGCCUACUUGAGGGGCUUUGUCUGUGUAGAGCAGACCAAGGUGGCGACUGUUCUGGGACUGCUGGAGGGACCUGCACUUAAGUGGGCCACCUCAACCUCUAGCAGUCAGCAACAUUCCAUGGAGGAUUGGGCUUUUGGGCUUGGGGUGGACAAACUUUUGCAGGCCCUGGAGGACCGAUUUGCAGACAAGGAGCGGGCCCGCAAGGCUGCUGACAGGAUUGCUCGCCUGGGACAGCAGCGGUAUAGCGGAACCCUGCAAGCCUUGUUUGCUGAGUUCGAGCAACUUACCUCCACCCCUGGGUUGGUCAUGUCCACAGAUGAUCUGUUGACCAGCUUCUGCAGGGCAGCGCCUGAGAAGUUUGUUGUUGCAUUGUACAGAGUUGGGCAUAAGGACUGGAGGUCCUUUGGCCGUGCAACCCUGGACAUGGAGGCAAAGCUUCAUGUCCAGGCCCCAUCCUCUGACAGGAGGAAAGGUGCCUUCCCUAGAGGUGGCAGAAAGGGAAAGGCAGCCUUCACUCAUGCGGGGUCUGGCUCAGGAUCAGAUUCAGACUCCCAGGCUGAUGCACCUUCAGCUGGGACUGGAUCUGCUGCUGAGACAAAUGUUGCAGCAGCCCUGACUCAGGCUGUUUUGGGAGUUCUGCAGCAGCAGAAAAAGUUUUCCCCCACCACAGCCUCAGCCAGUGCCAAGGGGAAGGAAAAGGGACGUCGGCCUUCCUCUUCUCAGCGCCCUAACUUGCCCAAAGACGAGCCCUUUGGAUUACCCAACCAGCUAACCAAGCAUCAUAUUGAGUUGCUGCCUGAAGCGGUCCCUCCCAAGGGCCGCAUCUACAGGAUGUCCCCUGCUGAGCUAGAGGAGCUCAGAAAGCAACUUGAGACCCUGACCAGCAAGGGCUGGAUCAGACCCAACACUUCUGAAUUCGGUGCUCCUGUUCUCUUUGUGCCCAAAGGGAACGGCGAGUUCAGAAUGUGUAUUGACUACAGGGGUCUCAACAAGAUCACUAGGAAGAGUACAGAGCCACUUCCUAGGAUCGACGACCUCCUGGACAUGGUACAGGGCUGCACAGUGUUCAACAAAGUCGACCUCAAAUCUGGCUACCACCAGAUUGAGAUGGCAGAGGAGGAUGUCUACAAGACGGCCUUCAAGACCAGCAGAGGGGAGGAGCGUUUGUGCAUUCCCCAGGACCGGCGGCUCAGGACACUACUGAUGUCAGAGUGUCAUGAUGCCCGGGGACAUUUUGGGUUCCUAAAGUCUUAUGCAGCCCUGUUGCAGCGCUUCUUCUGGAAGGAGAUGCGGAGUGAUAUGUUGCGUUAUGUGGACACCUGUGAGCUCUGCCAAAGGAAUAAGGUUCAGCGUAGACCUCCUUUGGGACUGCUCAAACCCUUACCCAUACCUGAUGGCCCUGCUGAAUCUGUGUCGAUAGACUUCACAGAUUUAGGCAAGACCACCCCUCGUGGCAUGCGUCAGGUUAUGGUCUGCGUGGACAGGUUCUCCAAAUACGCAGAGUUCAUCCCCUUGCCAGAGGUAGCUAGGGUACCGGCUGUGAGGGCAGCCUUCUCUGAGAGGUGGGUCACACACCAUGGACCGCCCACCUCUAUAGUCAGUGAUCAAGACCCCAAAUUUUGCAGCGAUGAGUGGCAGUCCUACUGUAAGGACUAUCUGCACUCACGACUGGACAUGACUUCUGGUCACCGUCCUGAAGCCAAUGGUUUGGCUGAAGUGAUGAAGCAAGUCUUACGUCCUGUCAUCUUUCCAGAUCAACAGGACUGGGAUCUUCACUUGGCGAGGGUACAACUCAUGUAUAACAUGUCUGUCCACUCCUCGACAGGGUUCAGUCCCUACCGGUUACACUGGGGACGUGAACCACGACAGCCUCUCGAUGACAUCAUCGAUAAGGCUAAGCCUGAUCUGACACCAGGCACAGCAGAGUUCACCAGACGUUAUCGACUAGAUGUGGAAAGAGCCCGCGCGAACUUGUUCAAAGCCCAAAAGGCUAUGAUCGAACAAGCUAAUCGCCACAGGCAGCCUUCCUCCAUCCGCACUGGUGAUCAUGUCCGGGUGGCCAGUUCUGAGCUGUCGAGGGAGGAGGAUAUCUCCCCCAAGCUAUUGCCACGCUACCUAGGUCCAUGGCAGGUCCUAGAUACAAUGGGCGCUGAUCCCUUCGGUCCGUCGUAUGUCAUCGACGUCCCCCUGCAUCUACGCACCUACCCGGUCUUCCAUGCAUCCAAGUUGCUACCAUUCACUCCAGCUGAUGCAUUCCCAGACCGGCCUCCUCAGUUUGGUCCCCCAAUCCCUGGCAAGGGAUAUGACAUCGACCGGAUUGAGGACGAGUGGGGCACAGGCCCUGAUCGGCAGUAUCUUGUGAGGUCUGCAUUCCAGUCUCCUUCUGAGAACAGAUGGUUCUACAAAAGGGAACUUCUCAAGACAACAAAGUCUAUUGUAUUGCGAUAUGAAGCGGCUCAGAAGGGCAACCUUCCUCGCCGUUCACCUCGCCGACACCCCUAGCUCGGAGGUCCUCGCUCCCGGGGAGGGUAAGCCUGCAAUGACUUGCUGAUUUUUUACUGUCGAGACUGACUGCGAG
Chara braunii is the source of this 3401-nucleotide messenger RNA. The record is from the annotation of a GenBank genome assembly. NCBI's taxonomy places the organism in Eukaryota, Viridiplantae, Streptophyta, Charophyceae, Charales, Characeae.